CAGAAGGUGAUUCCGGGACAGAGAACAUUGUACUGGAGCAUAAUACACAUGUGGACAAACCUGAAGAUGCUAAUUUGAUAGAGAUGAACAAGCCUGUUUCUCUUUCAUUGCCACUGAGGUACAUGAAUCUCUUCACAAAGGCAACUCCAUUGUCAGAAACUGUGACAAUCAGAUUGUCCUCGGAGCUAGGAGUGAUGGUGGAGUACAAGGUGGCUGAGAUGUGUCACAUUCGGUAUUAUUUGGCACAUAAGACUGAAGAUAAAGAAGACGCAAAGCCCUAAAAAC
This is a messenger RNA of Capsella rubella, 285 nucleotides long. Its product is annotated as proliferating cell nuclear antigen 2. Gene Ontology annotation, cellular component: PCNA complex. Gene Ontology annotation, biological process: mismatch repair; translesion synthesis; regulation of DNA replication. Lineage: Eukaryota; Viridiplantae; Streptophyta; Magnoliopsida; Brassicales; Brassicaceae. Gene Ontology annotation, molecular function: DNA polymerase processivity factor activity; DNA binding. The transcript has 2 exons. Bases 84 to 281 code for a protein of 65 amino acids. The record is from RefSeq and is a predicted model, not a curated record.